AAAACUCUGACAAGCAGUCCUUUGCAAUCCCUUAGAAAAAUCCUGUAAAACAACCACAAAUUGAAUGGAAUUUCUAUAAGUCUGUGCAUUUCAACAAGAGUUGUUCACUUACACAUUUUUAACAGAAGGAGGCACUCUGUUUUCAGUGUUCACAAAAGUUUCUUUAGUGUCUGGACUUUUAAAAAUAAUUAAAUGAAUUUUAAAAUAGCCUUCAGUUCCAGUGAAGAGGACCUGUCUUCUAUUUAACACACCAUUUCCUUCACCAUAUUUUAGUUGGCCAGGCCAUGGCUUGCUGGAAGGAAAUACGAAGCAGCAGCUGGAUUUAUCCUACCCUGGUCCUCUGCAUUUAUGGAUUUUUCUCCAUGAUGAGGCCAUCAGAACCUUUCCUCACCCCUUAUCUAACAGGACCAGAUAAAAACCUGACCAUUGAUGAGGUUACAAACCAGGUUUUCCCAGUUUGGACAUACUCGUAUCUGGUCUUACUGUUUCCUGUUUUCUUGAUUACGGACUAUCUACGCUAUAAGCCCAUCAUUAUUCUACAAGGCCUUAGCUUCAUUAUUACAUGGCUGAUGCUUUUAUUUUUCCAAGGAGUGCUAGCCAUGCAGUGGAUGGAGUUUUUUUAUGGGAUGGUAACGGCCACUGAAGUUGCCUAUUACGCCUACAUUUACAGCGUUGUCAGUGCUGACCAUUAUCAGAAAGUGACUAGUUAUUGCAGAAGCAUCACACUUGUUGCAACCACAGUUGCAGCGGUGUUGGGGCAACUUUUAGUAUCUUUGGCAGAGCUAUCCUAUUUUUAUCUAAAUGCCAUUAGUUUGGCUUCUCUGUCCUUGGCCUUCCUAGCCUCAUUUUUUCUACCAAUGCCAAAAAAAAGUAUGUUCUUUCACAAAAAUCGUAUCCCUGAAACUCCGCAAGGAACAAUGGGGCAAGACACAAUGUCAAAUGCACCCAGCAUGAACGAGCAGCCAAGUUGCCAAGAGGACAAAGAUGCCGCGAAAUCAUCUGUCAUUACCAGGACAUUGCCUGAAUGCCAGUCUGACAAGCACCAGUGUCACAUGCUUGUGCAGUUAUGCAAGGAUUUAAAGGAAUGCUAUUGCACAAAGAAACUUCUUUACUGGUCCUUAUGGUGGGCUUUAGCCACUGCAGGCUAUAACCAGAUUGUGAAUUACGUCCAGGUGUUAUGGGACGACCGAGCACCCUCUCAGAAUUACGACGUUUAUAAUGGGGCUGUUGAGGCAGCAGCAACAUUUCUGAGUUCAGUAACCGCCAUGGCAGUAGGAUAUGUGAAAAUUAACUGGGAUCUUUCAGGAGAGCUAGCACUGGGAAUCUUCUCUGCACUGGAUGCUGGUUCUCUAUUUCUCAUGCAUUUUACUGCCAACAUCUGGGCAUGCUAUGCUAGCUAUCUAGUUUUCAAGUCAUGUUAUAUGCUUCUCAUAACAAUAGCAACGUUUCAGAUCGCUGUCAAUCUAACCAUGGAACGCUACGCUUUAAUGUUUGGAUUCAACAACUUUGUUGCACUGGUGAUUCAGACUAUUAUAACUGUAGUCGUAGUUGAUUCAAGAGGUCUGGGAUUGAAGAUAGUCACCCAGUUCCUAAUUUAUGGCAGUUACUUUGCAGUCAUAGCUGGGAUUUUCUUGAUCAGAAGCAUUUACACAAUUGUCUCAAUCCAAUGCAAAAAGGAAACACAGAACUUCUCCAACGGAUCUCAGAACAUUAAGGAACAAGAAUCAGAAACCAGAUUAUAACCAGCUAUGCAAACAUCUGUAACUUUAAUGGACUUAUCAAAAAUGCCUCUGCUUGCAAAACUCUCACUGAAGUCAAUGAGAGAUUGCAGUAAGGGGAGCAGCACUUAGUCCUUCAUGUACGCCCCUGCUAAAUCACAACAAACUUACUCCAACCGAAAGAAUUGCCUGAUAUGAUUGAACACCAGAUCUUCAGCUGGUGUAAAUCAAUAUUGUGCCGCUGAUCUGAACUGAUCUAAACUAACGUUGAGAAUGUGAAAGUAGAAGGCAGCCUGGGUGAAAGUGAUCAUGAAAUCAUAGACUUUGCAAUUCUAAGGAAGGGUAGAAGGGAGAACAGCAAAAUAGAGACAAUGGAUUUCAGGAAGGCAGAUUUUGGGAAGCUCAGAGAGCUGAUAGGUAAGGUCCCAUGGGAAUCAAGACUGAGGAGAAAAACAACUGAGGAGAGUUGGCAGUUUUUCAAAGGGACACUAUUAAGGGCCCAAAAGCAAGCUAUUCCGCUGGAUAGGAAAGAUAGAAAAUGUGGCAAAAGACCACCUUGGCUUAACCACGAGAUCUUGCACGAUCUAAAAAAUAAAAAGGAGUCAUAUAAAAAAUGGAAACUAGGACAGAUUACAAAGGAUGAAUAUAGG
This is a messenger RNA of Malaclemys terrapin pileata, 2368 nucleotides long. RefSeq names its product solute carrier family 19 member 3 (gene SLC19A3). Gene Ontology annotation, cellular component: plasma membrane. Gene Ontology annotation, molecular function: thiamine transmembrane transporter activity. The transcript is spliced from 5 exons. The coding region runs from base 285 to 1742 and encodes 485 amino acids. Gene Ontology annotation, biological process: vitamin transport; transmembrane transport. The record is from RefSeq and is a predicted model, not a curated record. Lineage: Eukaryota; Metazoa; Chordata; Testudines; Emydidae.